Leptosia nina is the source of this 789-nucleotide messenger RNA. The record is from the annotation of a GenBank genome assembly. Lineage: Eukaryota; Metazoa; Arthropoda; Insecta; Lepidoptera; Pieridae.
AUGACGAACGCGCAAGUUAUUCGCUUGGUUAACGAGUUCAAAGCGAGACCCCUACUAUGGGACCCGAACCACGACUUGUACAGAGUCCAAAUAGCCAAGUAUGAAGCCUGGACUGAGUUAGCCAAGCUGUUCGGAUACGACGUGAGCGAUAUGAGGAAGAAAUUCAACUCGAUUUUCGCGUCGCACCGCCGGGAGAAGGGGAAAGUCCGGACGGGGAAGAAGUCCCACUGGUUCUUGUAUAACCAUUUGACCUUCCUCCCGAGCCAUAUCGAGAAUCUGGACACAACGCCCACGUCCAAACACCGCGAUGGUGAUGAAGAACAUAAAGAAGAAUACAACGAAGAAGAGGACGACCAAGACGCAGAACAAGAAAACAGUUCGUUCACAUCCACCGAGUUCGUUCAAGACGAGAUUGAAAUUAAAAACGAACCAGAAGUUCAUUCGCCACCAAAGAAGGUCCGUAUGUUCCGAAAAAGACCGCUGAGAACCAUUAGACACAUAAAACGCCCCAAGAUAACAAGAGAUAGGAGUGUGACGGAUGCUGUGAAAAUAAUUAAGGCUUCAUCACCAGCCAAACGGAAAGAUGAAUGCGACAGUUUCGGGGAGUACAUCGCGGUCUCCUUGAGGAAACACGACGAGAGAACGCGGUCGAUGAUCAAGCAAGCCAUAAACAAUAUACUCUUUGAACAAGAGAUGAAAAAGUACAAUAGUAGUGUUAUUGUAGAAAUGGAGACCAAUCCGUUGAUAAUUGGCGAUGGUGAUGGAAACGAAUAUGAAAGUGAAAAGUGA